AUAGGGGCUGGGACUCUCUGUAGUACCGAGGUUAGACAUUCCUGAAUGUAGACAAAAUAUUUAUGGCAUUGGAUUGAAGCCUUGUGUAGUGUGUGUUUUUGGAGGAAUGAACUAGCAUAACAAGUCAUUGAGGAAUACUGUAUCAGUGGGGGAUAGGUAGAGGUGGAUACGGUGGCUUUUUUCUUUUCUUUUUAUCUUCUAAGUUGGAGCUUUAAACGUCGAACGCAUAACUUGGCAUAAGCCCAUCACUGGACCAAUUACCUAACCUCAUUAGUACCUGACCAAUGAAACAGUUGGCGCUUGUCACGGCAGUUGAAAUGAUGGUUGAUGUGUAUUGUAGUUGAGUGUAAUGGAACAGAUUUUAUACUAAAGGAUUACAAUGGGACAAUAUCCUUCAAAGCGGGGCUCUUUUAGCCCCAAGCAGCGUGGUUCCGCCAAAGCUGAAGUCACGGUCGGCGCCCAAGGUGGAGCAGACUUUGAUAGUCUGGAACAAAAAAAUGCGAAAUCACCAGGGAGAAAACGUCGAAGGUUUCGAGUCCCGGUGUUGUCACUGAGGAAAACACCCUCGGGGCGUUGGACCAGAAAAAAACGGUCCCAAAAUGCUGCCCGCCCCGUGUCCUUACCGGCGGAGAUCUACAGGCCACAAAGUGAGACUGAGUCACAAAGUGGUGGAUCCAGGCCACAAAGUUUAUUUUUGGAUGACCUACAUAUGGAAGAUCAGUCGAUGGAAGCAGUGGAUUUAUCAGAUAGUGAACUACAUGGUCAACUACGACUUAAAAGUCCUGGGAAAAAGAAUACAGAAAAAUCGAAGAGCAAAAAGGGGCCACAACUAAGAGGAUCAGGAAAGAAAAAGCAAAAAAAAGAAAAAUCAAAAUCUAAGCAAAAGGCUACAUUGCCUGCAGGAAAAAUUGGAGUUUCAGCACAAACUGCAGACAUAGAUACGGUUGCCACAGGCAUUGUGAAUGAAUCAGUCACAUCAGCACAACACAAAUUAAAAGUGGAAACAAAGCAGAAAGGUGCACAUUAUGAUGCAAACUUCACAGGGACAGCUGAUCCUAUUUCAGCUGAGGAUAUAAUAGACCAAGUAAUGAAGGCUAAUAUGCAUGGGUCUUCAAAGACAGGAAUUGAGUCCACAAAACUCGACAUCUCAACAAAGGGACCAAAACUUGAUGCCAAAAUGCCAGGUGUUGCCAUUUCUGGACCAAAUGUUGACAUUGGAAAAGCAGACCUUGGCGUCAAAGCCCCUAAAAUUAAAGGUAAAGCACCAGACUUUGACGUCUCUGCAGACGCAGACUUUGGAAUCAAAGGGCCUAAAAAUGAUGCUAAAAUGCCUGGACUGGACGUUUCUGGACCACAUUUUGAUGCUCCUAAAGCAGACUUUGGAAUUAAAGGCCCUAAGGUCGAUGCUAAAAUGCCAGGACUAGACAUCUCUGGCCCACACUUUGACGCUCCAAAAGGUGAUCUUGGAAUCAAAGGUCCGAAAAUUGAUGCCAAACUGCCUGGCAUGGAUAUCUCAGCACCACAUAUUGAUACUCCAAAGGGAGACCUCGGAAUCAAGGGACCUAAAAUAGAUGCUAAAAUGCCUGGACUUGAUAUCUCUGCACCACACUUUGAUGCCCCUAAAGCAGAUCUGGGCAUCAAGGGUCCCAAAAUUGAUGCCAAAAUGCCUGGGGUGGACAUCUCUGGACCACAUUUUGAUGCGCCCCAUGCAGAUUUUGGCAUUAAAGGCCCUAAGGUGGAUGCUAAAAUGCCGGGACUAGACAUAUCCGCACCACACUUUGACGCUCCAAAAGGAGACCUCGGCAUCAAAGGGCCUAAAAUAGAUGCUAAGAUGCCUGGAAUAGACAUUUCUGGACCACAUGUUGAUGCACCCAAAGCUGAUUUUGGCAUCAAAGGGCCCAAAAUUGAUGCUAAAAUGCCUGGUCUUGACAUCUCCGCCCCGCAUUUCGAUGCUCCAAAAGCAGAUCUGGGAAUUAAAGGUCUUAAGGUGGAUGCUAAAAUGCCAGGACUUGAUGUAUCCGCGCCACACUUUGAUGCUCCGAAAGGAGACCUUGGAAUUAAAGGACCCAAAAUUGAUGCUAAAAUGCCCGGAGUGGACAUUUCCGGACCACAUUUUGAUGCACCUAAAGGAGACUUGGGCAUUAAAGGCCCUAAACUCGAUGCCAAGGCGCCCAAUGUGGAUAUUUCAGGACCCGGUCUCAACAUUUCUAAGCCCGACUUAAACUUUAACACACCAUCCGUGGAUGUGAGUUUGCCUAAAGGAUCAAUCGACAUUGACAGUCACAAGAAAGGUGUAAAAGUGCCAGGCUUUGGAAUUUCUGGACCCGGUUUGGACGUUGAAGGCCCGGGUGCUAACAUUGGAGGUGAUGCUGGAUUGUCCUUAAAGGGGGAUUUGAAGCUGAAAAAAGGAAAAGAGGACAAGGAACUCAAAAUAAAAGCAGACAAAGGCAAGAAAGUUAAACUCAAAGACAAAUUUAGCAACUGGUUGCACAAGAAAGGCGACGUGGAUAUUGAUGCCGAUGUUGACCUACCAGAUGCCGAGAUUUCAACUCCUGACAUCAAGAUUAAAGAUCCAAAAAUCGACGCCAAAAUGCCAGGUGUUGCCAUAUCUGGACCAAAUGUUGACAUUGGAAAAGCAGACCUUGGCGUCAAAGCCCCUAAAAUUAAAGGUAAAGCACCAGACUUUGACGUCUCUGCAGACGCAGACUUUGCAAUCAAAGGGCCUAAAAUUGAUGCUAAAAUGCCUGGACUGGACGUUUCUGGACCACAUUUUGAUGCUCCUAAAGCAGACUUUGGAAUUAAAGGCCCUAAGGUCGAUGCUAAAAUGCCAGGACUAGACAUCUCUGGCCCACACUUUGACGCUCCAAAAGGUGAUCUUGGAAUCAAAGGUCCGAAAAUCGAUGCCAAACUGCCUGGCAUGGAUAUCUCAGCACCACAUAUUGAUACUCCAAAGGGAGACCUUGGAAUCAAGGGACCUAAAAUAGAUGCUAAAAUGCCUGGACUUGAUAUCUCUGCACCACACUUUGAUGCCCCUAAAGCAGAUCUUGGCAUCAAGGGUCCCAAAAUUGAUGCCAAAAUGCCUGGGGUGGACAUCUCUGGACCACAUUUUGAUGCGCCCCAUGCAGAUUUUGGCAUUAAAGGCCCUAAGGUGGAUGCUAAAAUGCCGGGACUAGACAUAUCCGCACCACACUUUGACGCUCCAAAAGGAGACCUCGGCAUCAAAGGGCCUAAAAUAGAUGCUAAGAUGCCUGGAAUAGACAUUUCUGGACCACAUGUUGAUGCACCCAAAGCUGAUUUUGGCAUCAAAGGGCCCAAAAUUGAUGCUAAAAUGCCUGGCCUUGACAUCUCCGCCCCGCAUUUCGAUGCUCCAAAAGCAGAUCUGGGAAUUAAAGGUCUUAAGAUGGAUGCUAAAAUGCCAGGACUUGAUGUAUCCGCGCCACACUUUGAUGCUCCGAAAGGAGACCUUGGAAUUAAAGGACCCAAAAUUGAUGCUAAAAUGCCCGGAGUGGACAUUUCCGGACCACAUUUUGAUGCACCUAAAGGAGACUUGGGCAUUAAAGGCCCUAAACUCGAUGCCAAGGCGCCCAAUGUGGAUAUUUCAGGACCCGGUCUCAACAUUUCUAAGCCCGACUUAAACUUUAACACACCAUCCGUGGAUGUGAGUUUGCCUAAAGGAUCAAUCGACAUUGACAGUCACAAGAAAGGUGUAAAAGUGCCAGGCUUUGGAAUUUCUGGACCCGGUUUGGACGUUGAAGGCCCGGAUGCUAACAUUGGAGGUGAUGCUGGAUUGUCCUUAAAGGGGGAUUUGAAGCUGAAAAAAGGAAAAGAGGACAAGGAACUCAAAAUAAAAGCAGACAAAGGCAAGAAAGUUAAACUCAAAGACAAAUUUAGCAACUGGUUGCACAAGAAAGGCGACGUGGAUAUUGAUGCCGAUGUUGACCUACCAGAUGCCGAGAUUUCAACUCCUGACAUCAAGAUUAAAGAUCCAAAAAUCGACGCCAAAAUGCCAGGUGUUGCCAUAUCUGGACCAAAUGUUGACAUUGGAAAAGCAGACCUUGGCGUCAAAGCCCCUAAAAUUAAAGGUAAAGCACCAGACUUUGACGUCUCUGCAGACGCAGACUUUGGAAUCAAAGGGCCUAAAAUUGAUGCUAAAAUGCCUGGACUGGACGUUUCUGGACCACAUUUUGAUGCUCCUAAAGCAGACUUUGGAAUUAAAGGCCCUAAGGUCGAUGCUAAAAUGCCAGGACUAGACAUCUCUGGCCCACACUUUGACGCUCCAAAAGGUGAUCUUGGAAUCAAAGGUCCGAAAAUCGAUGCCAAACUGCCUGGCAUGGAUAUCUCAGCACCACAUAUUGAUACUCCAAAGGGAGACCUCGGAAUCAAGGGACCUAAAAUAGAUGCUAAAAUGCCUGGACUUGAUAUCUCUGCACCACACUUUGAUGCCCCUAAAGCAGAUCUUGGCAUCAAGGGUCCCAAAAUUGAUGCCAAAAUGCCUGGGGUGGACAUCUCUGGACCACAUUUCGAUGCGCCCCAUGCAGAUUUUGGCAUUAAAGGCCCUAAGGUGGAUGCUAAAAUGCCGGGACUAGACAUAUCCGCACCACACUUUGACGCUCCAAAAGGAGACCUCGGCAUCAAAGGUCCGAAAAUAGACGCUAAAAUGCCUGGAAUGGACGUUUCUGGACCACACUUUGACGCUCCAAAAGGAGACCUCGGCAUCAAAGGGCCUAAAAUAGAUGCUAAGAUGCCUGGAAUAGACAUUUCUGGACCACAUGUUGAUGCACCCAAAGCUGAUUUUGGCAUCAAAGGGCCCAAAAUUGAUGCUAAAAUGCCUGGCCUUGACAUCUCCGCCCCGCAUUUCGAUGCUCCAAAAGCAGAUCUGGGAAUUAAAGGUCUUAAGAUGGAUGCUAAAAUGCCAGGACUUGAUGUAUCCGCACCACACUUUGAUGCUCCGAAAGGAGACCUUGGAAUUAAAGGACCCAAAAUUGAUGCUAAAAUGCCCGGAGUGGACAUUUCCGGACCACAUUUUGAUGCACCUAAAGGAGACUUGGGCAUUAAAGGCCCUAAACUCGAUGCCAAGGCGCCCAAUGUGGAUAUUUCAGGACCCGGUCUCAACAUUUCUAAGCCCGACUUAAACUUUAACACACCAUCCGUGGAUGUGAGUUUGCCUAAAGGAUCAAUCGACAUUGACAGUCACAAGAAAGGUGUAAAAGUGCCAGGCUUUGGAAUUUCUGGACCCGGUUUGGACGUUGAAGGCCCGGAUGCUAACAUUGGAGGUGAUGCUGGAUUGUCCUUAAAGGGGGAUUUGAAGCUGAAAAAAGGAAAAGAGGACAAGGAACUCAAAAUAAAAGCAGACAAAGGCAAGAAAGUUAAACUCAAAGACAAAUUUAGCAACUGGUUGCACAAGAAAGGCGACGUGGAUAUUGAUGCCGAUGUUGACCUACCAGAUGCCGAGAUUUCAACUCCUGACAUCAAGAUUAAAGAUCCAAAAAUCGACGCCAAAAUGCCAGGUGUUGCCAUAUCUGGACCAAAUGUUGACAUUGGAAAAGCAGACCUUGGCGUCAAAGCCCCUAAAAUUAAAGGUAAAGCACCAGACUUUGACGUCUCUGCAGACGCAGACUUUGGAAUCAAAGGGCCUAAAAUUGAUGCUAAAAUGCCUGGACUGGACGUUUCUGGACCACAUUUUGAUGCUCCUAAAGCAGACUUUGGAAUUAAAGGCCCUAAGGUCGAUGCUAAAAUGCCAGGACUAGACAUCUCUGGCCCACACUUUGACGCUCCAAAAGGUGAUCUUGGAAUCAAAGGUCCGAAAAUCGAUGCCAAACUGCCUGGCAUGGAUAUCUCAGCACCACAUAUUGAUACUCCAAAGGGAGACCUCGGAAUCAAGGGACCUAAAAUAGAUGCUAAAAUGCCUGGACUUGAUAUCUCUGCACCACACUUUGAUGCCCCUAAAGCAGAUCUUGGCAUCAAGGGUCCCAAAAUUGAUGCCAAAAUGCCUGGGGUGGACAUCUCUGGACCACAUUUCGAUGCGCCCCAUGCAGAUUUUGGCAUUAAAGGCCCUAAGGUGGAUGCUAAAAUGCCGGGACUAGACAUAUCCGCACCACACUUUGACGCUCCAAAAGGAGACCUCGGCAUCAAAGGUCCGAAAAUAGACGCUAAAAUGCCUGGAAUGGACGUUUCUGGACCACACUUUGACGCUCCAAAAGGAGACCUCGGCAUCAAAGGGCCUAAAAUAGAUGCUAAGAUGCCUGGAAUAGACAUUUCUGGACCACAUGUUGAUGCACCCAAAGCUGAUUUUGGCAUCAAAGGGCCCAAAAUUGAUGCUAAAAUGCCUGGCCUUGACAUCUCCGCCCCGCAUUUCGAUGCUCCAAAAGCAGAUCUGGGAAUUAAAGGUCUUAAGAUGGAUGCUAAAAUGCCAGGACUUGAUGUAUCCGCGCCACACUUUGAUGCUCCGAAAGGAGACCUUGGAAUUAAAGGACCCAAAAUUGAUGCUAAAAUGCCCGGAGUGGACAUUUCCGGACCACAUUUUGAUGCACCUAAAGGAGACUUGGGCAUUAAAGGCCCUAAACUCGAUGCCAAGGCGCCCAAUGUGGAUAUUUCAGGACCCGGUCUCAACAUUUCUAAGCCCGACUUAAACUUUAACACACCAUCCGUGGAUGUGAGUUUGCCUAAAGGAUCAAUCGACAUUGACAGUCACAAGAAAGGUGUAAAAGUGCCAGGCUUUGGAAUUUCUGGACCCGGUUUGGACGUUGAAGGCCCGGAUGCUAACAUUGGAGGUGAUGCUGGAUUGUCCUUAAAGGGGGAUUUGAAGCUGAAAAAAGGAAAAGAGGACAAGGAACUCAAAAUAAAAGCAGACAAAGGCAAGAAAGUUAAACUCAAAGACAAAUUUAGCAACUGGUUGCACAAGAAAGGCGACGUGGAUAUUGAUGCCGAUGUUGACCUACCAGAUGCCGAGAUUUCAACUCCUGACAUCAAGAUUAAAGAUCCAAAAAUCGACGCCAAAAUGCCAGGUGUUGCCAUAUCUGGACCAAAUGUUGACAUUGGAAAAGCAGACCUUGGCGUCAAAGCCCCUAAAAUUAAAGGUAAAGCACCAGACUUUGACGUCUCUGCAGACGCAGACUUUGGAAUCAAAGGGCCUAAAAUUGAUGCUAAAAUGCCUGGACUGGACGUUUCUGGACCACAUUUUGAUGCUCCUAAAGCAGACUUUGGAAUUAAAGGCCCUAAGGUCGAUGCUAAAAUGCCAGGACUAGACAUCUCUGGCCCACACUUUGACGCUCCAAAAGGUGAUCUUGGAAUCAAAGGUCCGAAAAUCGAUGCCAAACUGCCUGGCAUGGAUAUCUCAGCACCACAUAUUGAUACUCCAAAGGGAGACCUCGGAAUCAAGGGACCUAAAAUAGAUGCUAAAAUGCCUGGACUUGAUAUCUCUGCACCACACUUUGAUGCCCCUAAAGCAGAUCUUGGCAUCAAGGGUCCCAAAAUUGAUGCCAAAAUGCCUGGGGUGGACAUCUCUGGACCACAUUUCGAUGCGCCCCAUGCAGAUUUUGGCAUUAAAGGCCCUAAGGUGGAUGCUAAAAUGCCGGGACUAGACAUAUCCGCACCACACUUUGACGCUCCAAAAGGAGACCUCGGCAUCAAAGGUCCGAAAAUAGACGCUAAAAUGCCUGGAAUGGACGUUUCUGGACCACACUUUGACGCUCCAAAAGGAGACCUCGGCAUCAAAGGGCCUAAAAUAGAUGCUAAGAUGCCUGGAAUAGACAUUUCUGGACCACAUGUUGAUGCACCCAAAGCUGAUUUUGGCAUCAAAGGGCCCAAAAUUGAUGCUAAAAUGCCUGGCCUUGACAUCUCCGCCCCGCAUUUCGAUGCUCCAAAAGCAGAUCUGGGAAUUAAAGGUCUUAAGAUGGAUGCUAAAAUGCCAGGACUUGAUGUAUCCGCACCACACUUUGAUGCUCCGAAAGGAGACCUUGGAAUUAAAGGACCCAAAAUUGAUGCUAAAAUGCCCGGAGUGGACAUUUCCGGACCACAUUUUGAUGCACCUAAAGGAGACUUGGGCAUUAAAGGCCCUAAACUCGAUGCCAAGGCGCCCAAUGUGGAUAUUUCAGGACCCGGUCUCAACAUUUCUAAGCCCGACUUAAACUUUAACACACCAUCCGUGGAUGUGAGUUUGCCUAAAGGAUCAAUCGACAUUGACAGUCACAAGAAAGGUGUAAAAGUGCCAGGCUUUGGAAUUUCUGGACCCGGUUUGGACGUUGAAGGCCCGGAUGCUAACAUUGGAGGUGAUGCUGGAUUGUCCUUAAAGGGGGAUUUGAAGCUGAAAAAAGGAAAAGAGGACAAGGAACUCAAAAUAAAAGCAGACAAAGGCAAGAAAGUUAAACUCAAAGACAAAUUUAGCAACUGGUUGCACAAGAAAGGCGACGUGGAUAUUGAUGCCGAUGUUGACCUACCAGAUGCCGAGAUUUCAACUCCUGACAUCAAGAUUAAAGAUCCAAAAAUCGACGCCAAAAUGCCAGGUGUUGCCAUAUCUGGACCAAAUGUUGACAUUGGAAAAGCAGACCUUGGCGUCAAAGCCCCUAAAAUUAAAGGUAAAGCACCAGACUUUGACGUCUCUGCAGACGCAGACUUUGGAAUCAAAGGGCCUAAAAUUGAUGCUAAAAUGCCUGGACUGGACGUUUCUGGACCACAUUUUGAUGCUCCUAAAGCAGACUUUGGAAUUAAAGGCCCUAAGGUCGAUGCUAAAAUGCCAGGACUAGACAUCUCUGGCCCACACUUUGACGCUCCAAAAGGUGAUCUUGGAAUCAAAGGUCCGAAAAUCGAUGCCAAACUGCCUGGCAUGGAUAUCUCAGCACCACAUAUUGAUACUCCAAAGGGAGACCUCGGAAUCAAGGGACCUAAAAUAGAUGCUAAAAUGCCUGGACUUGAUAUCUCUGCACCACACUUUGAUGCCCCUAAAGCAGAUCUUGGCAUCAAGGGUCCCAAAAUUGAUGCCAAAAUGCCUGGGGUGGACAUCUCUGGACCACAUUUCGAUGCGCCCCAUGCAGAUUUUGGCAUUAAAGGCCCUAAGGUGGAUGCUAAAAUGCCGGGACUAGACAUAUCCGCACCACACUUUGACGCUCCAAAAGGAGACCUCGGCAUCAAAGGUCCGAAAAUAGACGCUAAAAUGCCUGGAAUGGACGUUUCUGGACCACACUUUGACGCUCCAAAAGGAGACCUCGGCAUCAAAGGGCCUAAAAUAGAUGCUAAGAUGCCUGGAAUAGACAUUUCUGGACCACAUGUUGAUGCACCCAAAGCUGAUUUUGGCAUCAAAGGGCCCAAAAUUGAUGCUAAAAUGCCUGGCCUUGACAUCUCCGCCCCGCAUUUCGAUGCUCCAAAAGCAGAUCUGGGAAUUAAAGGUCUUAAGAUGGAUGCUAAAAUGCCAGGACUUGAUGUAUCCGCGCCACACUUUGAUGCUCCGAAAGGAGACCUUGGAAUUAAAGGACCCAAAAUUGAUGCUAAAAUGCCCGGAGUGGACAUUUCCGGACCACAUUUUGAUGCACCUAAAGGAGACUUGGGCAUUAAAGGCCCUAAACUCGAUGCCAAGGCGCCCAAUGUGGAUAUUUCAGGACCCGGUCUCAACAUUUCUAAGCCCGACUUAAACUUUAACACACCAUCCGUGGAUGUGAGUUUGCCUAAAGGAUCAAUCGACAUUGACAGUCACAAGAAAGGUGUAAAAGUGCCAGGCUUUGGAAUUUCUGGACCCGGUUUGGACGUUGAAGGCCCGGAUGCUAACAUUGGAGGUGAUGCUGGAUUGUCCUUAAAGGGGGAUUUGAAGCUGAAAAAAGGAAAAGAGGACAAGGAACUCAAAAUAAAAGCAGACAAAGGCAAGAAAGUUAAACUCAAAGACAAAUUUAGCAACUGGUUGCACAAGAAAGGCGACGUGGAUAUUGAUGCCGAUGUUGACCUACCAGAUGCCGAGAUUUCAACUCCUGACAUCAAGAUUAAAGAUCCAAAAAUCGACGCCAAAAUGCCAGGUGUUGCCAUAUCUGGACCAAAUGUUGACAUUGGAAAAGCAGACCUUGGCGUCAAAGCCCCUAAAAUUAAAGGUAAAGCACCAGACUUUGACGUCUCUGCAGACGCAGACUUUGGAAUCAAAGGGCCUAAAAUUGAUGCUAAAAUGCCUGGACUGGACGUUUCUGGACCACAUUUUGAUGCUCCUAAAGCAGACUUUGGAAUUAAAGGCCCUAAGGUCGAUGCUAAAAUGCCAGGACUAGACAUCUCUGGCCCACACUUUGACGCUCCAAAAGGUGAUCUUGGAAUCAAAGGUCCGAAAAUCGAUGCCAAACUGCCUGGCAUGGAUAUCUCAGCACCACAUAUUGAUACUCCAAAGGGAGACCUCGGAAUCAAGGGACCUAAAAUAGAUGCUAAAAUGCCUGGACUUGAUAUCUCUGCACCACACUUUAAUGCCCCUAAAGCAGAUCUUGGCAUCAAGGGUCCCAAAAUUGAUGCCAAAAUGCCUGGGGUGGACAUAUCUGGACCACAUUUCGAUGCGCCCCAUGCAGAUUUUGGCAUUAAAGGCCCUAAGGUGGAUGCUAAAAUGCCGGGACUAGACAUAUCCGCACCACACUUUGACGCUCCAAAAGGAGACCUCGGCAUCAAAGGUCCGAAAAUAGACGCUAAAAUGCCUGGAAUGGACGUUUCUGGACCACACUUUGACGCUCCAAAAGGAGACCUCGGCAUCAAAGGGCCUAAAAUAGAUGCUAAGAUGCCUGGAAUAGACAUUUCUGGACCACAUGUUGAUGCACCCAAAGCUGAUUUUGGCAUCAAAGGGCCCAAAAUUGAUGCUAAAAUGCCUGGCCUUGACAUCUCCGCCCCGCAUUUCGAUGCUCCAAAAGCAGAUCUGGGAAUUAAAGGUCUUAAGAUGGAUGCUAAAAUGCCAGGACUUGAUGUAUCCGCGCCACACUUUGAUGCUCCGAAAGGAGACCUUGGAAUUAAAGGACCCAAAAUUGAUGCUAAAAUGCCCGGAGUGGACAUUUCCGGACCACAUUUUGAUGCACCUAAAGGAGACUUGGGCAUUAAAGGCCCUAAACUCGAUGCCAAGGCGCCCAAUGUGGAUAUUUCAGGACCCGGUCUCAACAUUUCUAAGCCCGACUUAAACUUUAACACACCAUCCGUGGAUGUGAGUUUGCCUAAAGGAUCAAUCGACAUUGACAGUCACAAGAAAGGUGUAAAAGUGCCAGGCUUUGGAAUUUCUGGACCCGGUUUGGACGUUGAAGGCCCGGAUGCUAACAUUGGAGGUGAUGCUGGAUUGUCCUUAAAGGGGGAUUUGAAGCUGAAAAAAGGAAAAGAGGACAAGGAACUCAAAAUAAAAGCAGAAAAAGGCAAGAAAGUUAAACUCAAAGACAAAUUUAGCAACUGGUUGCACAAGAAAGGCGACGUGGAUAUUGAUGCCGAUGUUGACCUACCAGAUGCCGAGAUUUCAACUCCUGACAUCAAGAUUAAAGAUCCAAAAAUCGACGCCAAAAUGCCAGGUGUUGCCAUAUCUGGACCAAAUGUUGACAUUGGAAAAGCAGACCUUGGCGUCAAAGCCCCUAAAAUUAAAGGUAAAGCACCAGACUUUGACGUCUCUGCAGACGCAGACUUUGGAAUCAAAGGGCCUAAAAUUGAUGCUAAAAUGCCUGGACUGGACGUUUCUGGACCACAUUUUGAUGCUCCUAAAGCAGACUUUGGAAUUAAAGGCCCUAAGGUCGAUGCUAAAAUGCCAGGACUAGACAUCUCUGGCCCACACUUUGACGCUCCAAAAGGUGAUCUUGGAAUCAAAGGUCCGAAAAUCGAUGCCAAACUGCCUGGCAUGGAUAUCUCAGCACCACAUAUUGAUACUCCAAAGGGAGACCUUGGAAUCAAGGGACCUAAAAUAGAUGCUAAAAUGCCUGGACUUGAUAUCUCUGCACCACACUUUGAUGCCCCUAAAGCAGAUCUUGGCAUCAAGGGUCCCAAAAUUGAUGCCAAAAUGCCUGGGGUGGACAUCUCUGGACCACAUUUCGAUGCGCCCCAUGCAGAUUUUGGCAUUAAAGGCCCUAAGGUGGAUGCUAAAAUGCCGGGACUAGACAUAUCCGCACCACACUUUGACGCUCCAAAAGGAGACCUCGGCAUCAAAGGUCCGCAAAUAGACGCUAAAAUGCCUGGAAUGGACGUUUCUGGACCACACUUUGACGCUCCAAAAGGAGACCUCGGCAUCAAAGGGCCUAAAAUAGAUGCUAAGAUGCCUGGAAUAGACAUUUCUGGACCACAUGUUGAUGCACCCAAAGCUGAUUUUGGCAUCAAAGGGCCCAAAAUUGAUGCUAAAAUGCCUGGCCUUGACAUCUCCGCCCCGCAUUUCGAUGCUCCAAAAGCAGAUCUGGGAAUUAAAGGUCUUAAGAUGGAUGCUAAAAUGCCAGGACUUGAUGUAUCCGCGCCACACUUUGAUGCUCCGAAAGGAGACCUUGGAAUUAAAGGACCCAAAAUUGAUGCUAAAAUGCCCGGAGUGGACAUUUCCGGACCACAUUUUGAUGCACCUAAAGGAGACUUGGGCAUUAAAGGCCCUAAACUCGAUGCCAAGGCGCCCAAUGUGGAUAUUUCAGGACCCGGUCUCAACAUUUCUAAGCCCGACUUAAACUUUAACACACCAUCCGUGGAUGUGAGUUUGCCUAAAGGAUCAAUCGACAUUGACAGUCACAAGAAAGGUGUAAAAGUGCCAGGCUUUGGAAUUUCUGGACCCGGUUUGGACAUUGAAGGCCCGGAUGCUAACAUUGGAGGUGAUGCUGGAUUGUCCUUAAAGGGGGAUUUGAAGCUGAAAAAAGGAAAAGAGGACAAGGAACUCAAAAUAAAAGCAGACAAAGGCAAGAAAGUUAAACUCAAAGACAAAUUUAGCAACUGGUUGCACAAGAAAGGCGACGUGGAUAUUGAUGCCGAUGUUGACCUACCAGAUGCCGAGAUUUCAACUCCUGACAUCAAGAUUAAAGAUCCAAAAAUCGACGCCAAAAUGCCAGGUGUUGCCAUAUCUGGACCAAAUGUUGACAUUGGAAAAGCAGACCUUGGCGUCAAAGCCCCUAAAAUUAAAGGUAAAGCACCAGACUUUGACGUCUCUGCAGACGCAGACUUUGGAAUCAAAGGGCCUAAAAUUGAUGCUAAAAUGCCUGGACUGGACGUUUCUGGACCACAUUUUGAUGCUCCUAAAGCAGACUUUGGAAUUAAAGGCCCUAAGGUCGAUGCUAAAAUGCCAGGACUAGACAUCUCUGGCCCACACUUUGACGCUCCAAAAGGUGAUCUUGGAAUCAAAGGUCCGAAAAUCGAUGCCAAACUGCCUGGCAUGGAUAUCUCAGCACCACAUAUUGAUACUCCAAAGGGAGACCUCGGAAUCAAGGGACCUAAAAUAGAUGCUAAAAUGCCUGGACUUGAUAUCUCUGCACCACACUUUGAUGCCCCUAAAGCAGAUCUGGGCAUCAAGGGUCCCAAAAUUGAUGCCAAAAUGCCUGGGGUGGACAUCUCUGGACCACAUUUCGAUGCGCCCCAUGCAGAUUUUGGCAUUAAAGGCCCUAAGGUGGAUGCUAAAAUGCCGGGACUAGACAUAUCCGCACCACACUUUGACGCUCCAAAAGGAGACCUCGGCAUCAAAGGUCCGCAAAUAGACGCUAAAAUGCCUGGAAUGGACGUUUCUGGACCACACUUUGACGCUCCAAAAGGAGACCUCGGCAUCAAAGGGCCUAAAAUAGAUGCUAAGAUGCCUGGAAUAGACAUUUCUGGACCACAUGUUGAUGCACCCAAAGCUGAUUUUGGCAUCAAAGGGCCCAAAAUUGAUGCUAAAAUGCCUGGCCUUGACAUCUCCGCCCCGCAUUUCGAUGCUCCAAAAGCAGAUCUGGGAAUUAAAGGUCUUAAGAUGGAUGCUAAAAUGCCAGGACUUGAUGUAUCCGCGCCACACUUUGAUGCUCCGAAAGGAGACCUUGGAAUUAAAGGACCCAAAAUUGAUGCUAAAAUGCCCGGAGUGGACAUUUCCGGACCACAUUUUGAUGCACCUAAAGGAGACUUGGGCAUUAAAGGCCCUAAACUCGAUGCCAAGGCGCCCAAUGUGGAUAUUUCAGGACCCGGUCUCAACAUUUCUAAGCCCGACUUAAACUUUAACACACCAUCCGUGGAUGUGAGUUUGCCUAAAGGAUCAAUCGACAUUGACAGUCACAAGAAAGGUGUAAAAGUGCCAGGCUUUGGAAUUUCUGGACCCGGUUUGGACGUUGAAGGCCCGGAUGCUAACAUUGGAGGUGAUGCUGGAUUGUCCUUAAAGGGGGAUUUGAAGCUGAAAAAAGGAAAAGAGGACAAGGAACUCAAAAUAAAAGCAGACAAAGGCAAGAAAGUUAAACUCAAAGACAAAUUUAGCAACUGGUUGCACAAGAAAGGCGACGUGGAUAUUGAUGCCGAUGUUGACCUACCAGAUGCCGAGAUUUCAACUCCUGACAUCAAGAUUAAAGAUCCAAAAAUCGACGCCAAAAUGCCAGGUGUUGCCAUAUCUGGACCAAAUGUUGACAUUGGAAAAGCAGACCUUGGCGUCAAAGCCCCUAAAAUUAAAGGUAAAGCACCAGACUUUGACGUCUCUGCAGACGCAGACUUUGGAAUCAAAGGGCCUAAAAUUGAUGCUAAAAUGCCUGGACUGGACGUUUCUGGACCACAUUUUGAUGCUCCUAAAGCAGACUUUGGAAUUAAAGGCCCUAAGGUCGAUGCUAAAAUGCCAGGACUAGACAUCUCUGGCCCACACUUUGACGCUCCAAAAGGUGAUCUUGGAAUCAAAGGUCCGAAAAUCGAUGCCAAACUGCCUGGCAUGGAUAUCUCAGCACCACAUAUUGAUACUCCAAAGGGAGACCUCGGAAUCAAGGGACCUAAAAUAGAUGCUAAAAUGCCUGGACUUGAUAUCUCUGCACCACACUUUGAUGCCCCUAAAGCAGAUCUUGGCAUCAAGGGUCCCAAAAUUGAUGCCAAAAUGCCUGGGGUGGACAUAUCUGGACCACAUUUCGAUGCGCCCCAUGCAGAUUUUGGCAUUAAAGGCCCUAAGGUGGAUGCUAAAAUGCCGGGACUAGACAUAUCCGCACCACACUUUGACGCUCCAAAAGGAGACCUCGGCAUCAAAGGUCCGAAAAUAGACGCUAAAAUGCCUGGAAUGGACGUUUCUGGACCACACUUUGACGCUCCAAAAGGAGACCUCGGCAUCAAAGGGCCUAAAAUAGAUGCUAAGAUGCCUGGAAUAGACAUUUCUGGACCACAUGUUGAUGCACCCAAAGCUGAUUUUGGCAUCAAAGGGCCCAAAAUUGAUGCUAAAAUGCCUGGCCUUGACAUCUCCGCCCCGCAUUUCGAUGCUCCAAAAGCAGAUCUGGGAAUUAAAGGUCUUAAGAUGGAUGCUAAAAUGCCAGGACUUGAUGUAUCCGCGCCACACUUUGAUGCUCCGAAAGGAGACCUUGGAAUUAAAGGACCCAAAAUUGAUGCUAAAAUGCCCGGAGUGGACAUUUCCGGACCACAUUUUGAUGCACCUAAAGGAGACUUGGGCAUUAAAGGCCCUAAACUCGAUGCCAAGGCGCCCAAUGUGGAUAUUUCAGGACCCGGUCUCAACAUUUCUAAGCCCGACUUAAACUUUAACACACCAUCCGUGGAUGUGAGUUUGCCUAAAGGAUCAAUCGACAUUGACAGUCACAAGAAAGGCUUUGGAAUUUCUGGACCCGGUUUGGACGUUGAAGGCCCGGAUGCUAACAUUGGAGGUGAUGCUGGAUUGUCCUUAAAGGGGGAUUUGAAGCUGAAAAAAGGAAAAGAGGACAAGGAACUCAAAAUAAAAGCAGACAAAGGCAAGAAAGUUAAACUCAAAGACAAAUUUAGCAACUGGUUGCACAAGAAAGGCGACGUGGAUAUUGAUGCCGAUGUUGACCUACCAGAUGCCGAGAUUUCAACUCCUGACAUCAAGAUUAAAGAUCCAAAAAUCGACGCCAAAAUGCCAGGUGUUGCCAUAUCUGGACCAAAUGUUGACAUUGGAAAAGCAGACCUUGGCGUCAAAGCCCCUAAAAUUAAAGGUAAAGCACCAGACUUUGACGUCUCUGCAGACGCAGACUUUGGAAUCAAAGGGCCUAAAAUUGAUGCUAAAAUGCCUGGACUGGACGUUUCUGGACCACAUUUUGAUGCUCCUAAAGCAGACUUUGGAAUUAAAGGCCCUAAGGUCGAUGCUAAAAUGCCAGGACUAGACAUCUCUGGCCCACACUUUGACGCUCCAAAAGGUGAUCUUAGAAUCAAAGGUCCGAAAAUCGAUGCCAAACUGCCUGGCAUGGAUAUCUCAGCACCACAUAUUGAUACUCCAAAGGGAGACCUCGGAAUCAAGGGACCUAAAAUAGAUGCUAAAAUGCCUGGACUUGAUAUCUCUGCACCACACUUUGAUGCCCCUAAAGCAGAUCUGGGCAUCAAGGGUCCCAAAAUUGAUGCCAAAAUGCCUGGGGUGGACAUCUCUGGACCACAUUUCGAUGCGCCCCAUGCAGAUUUUGGCAUUAAAGGCCCUAAGGUGGAUGCUAAAAUGCCGGGACUAGACAUAUCCGCACCACACUUUGACGCUCCAAAAGGAGACCUCGGCAUCAAAGGUCCGAAAAUAGACGCUAAAAUGCCUGGAAUGGACGUUUCUGGACCACACUUUGACGCUCCAAAAGGAGACCUCGGCAUCAAAGGGCCUAAAAUAGAUGCUAAGAUGCCUGGAAUAGACAUUUCUGGACCACAUGUUGAUGCACCCAAAGCUGAUUUUGGCAUCAAAGGGCCCAAAAUUGAUGCUAAAAUGCCUGGCCUUGACAUCUCCGCCCCGCAUUUCGAUGCUCCAAAAGCAGAUCUGGGAAUUAAAGGUCUUAAGAUGGAUGCUAAAAUGCCAGGACUUGAUGUAUCCGCGCCACACUUUGAUGCUCCGAAAGGAGACCUUGGAAUUAAAGGACCCAAAAUUGAUGCUAAAAUGCCCGGAGUGGACAUUUCCGGACCACAUUUUGAUGCACCUAAAGGAGACUUGGGCAUUAAAGGCCCUAAACUCGAUGCCAAGGCGCCCAAUGUGGAUAUUUCAGGACCCGGUCUCAACAUUUCUAAGCCCGACUUAAACUUUAACACACCAUCCGUGGAUGUGAGUUUGCCUAAAGGAUCAAUCGACAUUGACAGUCACAAGAAAGGUGUAAAAGUGCCAGGCUUUGGAAUUUCUGGACCCGGUUUGGACGUUGAAGGCCCGGAUGCUAACAUUGGAGGUGAUGCUGGAUUGUCCUUAAAGGGGGAUUUGAAGCUGAAAAAAGGAAAAGAGGACAAGGAACUCAAAAUAAAAGCAGACAAAGGCAAGAAAGUUAAACUCAAAGACAAAUUUAGCAACUGGUUGCACAAGAAAGGCGACGUGGAUAUUGAUGCCGAUGUUGACCUACCAGAUGCCGAGAUUUCAACUCCUGACAUCAAGAUUAAAGAUCCAAAAAUCGACGCCAAAAUGCCAGGUGUUGCCAUAUCUGGACCAAAUGUUGACAUUGGAAAAGCAGACCUUGGCGUCAAAGCCCCUAAAAUUAAAGGUAAAGCACCAGACUUUGACGUCUCUGCAGACGCAGACUUUGGAAUCAAAGGGCCUAAAAUUGAUGCUAAAAUGCCUGGACUGGACGUUUCUGGACCACAUUUUGAUGCUCCUAAAGCAGACUUUGGAAUUAAAGGCCCUAAGGUCGAUGCUAAAAUGCCAGGACUAGACAUCUCUGGCCCACACUUUGACGCUCCAAAAGGUGAUCUUGGAAUCAAAGGUCCGAAAAUCGAUGCCAAACUGCCUGGCAUGGAUAUCUCAGCACCACAUAUUGAUACUCCAAAGGGAGACCUCGGAAUCAAGGGACCUAAAAUAGAUGCUAAAAUGCCUGGACUUGAUAUCUCUGCACCACACUUUGAUGCCCCUAAAGCAGAUCUUGGCAUCAAGGGUCCCAAAAUUGAUGCCAAAAUGCCUGGGGUGGACAUCUCUGGACCACAUUUCGAUGCGCCCCAUGCAGAUUUUGGCAUUAAAGGCCCUAAGGUGGAUGCUAAAAUGCCGGGACUAGACAUAUCCGCACCACACUUUGACGCUCCAAAAGGAGACCUCGGCAUCAAAGGUCCGAAAAUAGACGCUAAAAUGCCUGGAAUGGACAUUUCUGGACCACACUUUGACGCUCCAAAAGGAGACCUCGGCAUCAAAGGGCCUAAAAUAGAUGCUAAGAUGCCUGGAAUAGACAUUUCUGGACCACAUGUUGAUGCACCCAAAGCUGAUUUUGGCAUCAAAGGGUCCAAAAUUGAUGCUAAAAUGCCUGGCCUUGACAUCUCCGCCCCGCAUUUCGAUGCUCCAAAAGCAGAUCUGGGAAUUAAAGGUCUUAAGAUGGAUGCUAAAAUGCCAGGACUUGAUGUAUCCGCGCCACACUUUGAUGCUCCGAAAGGAGACCUUGGAAUUAAAGGACCCAAAAUUGAUGCUAAAAUGCCCGGAGUGGACAUUUCCGGACCACAUUUUGAUGCACCUAAAGGAGACUUGGGCAUUAAAGGCCCUAAACUCGAUGCCAAGGCGCCCAAUGUGGAUAUUUCAGGACCCGGUCUCAACAUUUCUAAGCCCGACUUAAACUUUAACACACCAUCCGUGGAUGUGAGUUUGCCUAAAGGAUCAAUCGACAUUGACAGUCACAAGAAAGGUGUAAAAGUGCCAGGCUUUGGAAUUUCUGGACCCGGUUUGGACGUUGAAGGCCCGGAUGCUAACAUUGGAGGUGAUGCUGGAUUGUCCUUAAAGGGGGAUUUGAAGCUGAAAAAAGGAAAAGAGGACAAGGAACUCAAAAUAAAAGCAGACAAAGGCAAGAAAGUUAAACUCAAAGACAAAUUUAGCAACUGGUUGCACAAGAAAGGCGACGUGGAUAUUGAUGCCGAUGUUGACCUACCAGAUGCCGAGAUUUCAACUCCUGACAUCAAGAUUAAAGAUCCAAAAAUCGACGCCAAAAUGCCAGGUGUUGCCAUAUCUGGACCAAAUGUUGACAUUGGAAAAGCAGACCUUGGCGUCAAAGCCCCUAAAAUUAAAGGUAAAGCACCAGACUUUGACGUCUCUGCAGACGCAGACUUUGGAAUCAAAGGGCCUAAAAUUGAUGCUAAAAUGCCUGGACUGGACGUUUCUGGACCACAUUUUGAUGCUCCUAAAGCAGACUUUGGAAUUAAAGGCCCUAAGGUCGAUGCUAAAAUGCCAGGACUAGACAUCUCUGGCCCACACUUUGACGCUCCAAAAGGUGAUCUUGGAAUCAAAGGUCCGAAAAUCGAUGCCAAACUGCCUGGCAUGGAUAUCUCAGCACCACAUAUUGAUACUCCAAAGGGAGACCUCGGAAUCAAGGGACCUAAAAUAGAUGCUAAAAUGCCUGGACUUGAUAUCUCUGCACCACACUUUGAUGCCCCUAAAGCAGAUCUUGGCAUCAAGGGUCCCAAAAUUGAUGCCAAAAUGCCUGGGGUGGACAUCUCUGGACCACAUUUCGAUGCCCCCCAUGCAGAUUUUGGCAUUAAAGGCCCUAAGGUGGAUGCUAAAAUGCCGGGACUAGUCAUAUCCGCACCACACUUUGACGCUCCAAAAGGAGACCUCGGCAUCAAAGGGCCUAAAAUAGAUGCUAAGAUGCCUGGAAUAGACAUUUCUGGACCACAUGUUGAUGCACCCAAAGCUGAUUUUGGCAUCAAAGGGUCCAAAAUUGAUGCUAAAAUGCCUGGCCUUGACAUCUCCGCCCCGCAUUUCGAUGCUCCAAAAGCAGAUCUGGGAAUUAAAGGUCUUAAGAUGGAUGCUAAAAUGCCAGGACUUGAUGUAUCCGCGCCACACUUUGAUGCUCCGAAAGGAGACCUUGGAAUUAAAGGACCCAAAAUUGAUGCUAAAAUGCCCGGAGUGGACAUUUCCGGACCACAUUUUGAUGCACCUAAAGGAGACUUGGGCAUUAAAGGCCCUAAACUCGAUGCCAAGGCGCCCAAUGUGGAUAUUUCAGGACCCGGUCUCAACAUUUCUAAGCCCGACUUAAACUUUAACACACCAUCCGUGGAUGUGAGUUUGCCUAAAGGAUCAAUCGACAUUGACAGUCACAAGAAAGGUGUAAAAGUGCCAGGCUUUGGAAUUUCUGGACCCGGUUUGGACGUUGAAGGCCCGGAUGCUAACAUUGGAGGUGAUGCUGGAUUGUCCUUAAAGGGGGAUUUGAAGCUGAAAAAAGGAAAAGAGGACAAGGAACUCAAAAUAAAAGCAGACAAAGGCAAGAAAGUUAAACUCAAAGACAAAUUUAGCAACUGGUUGCACAAGAAAGGCGACGUGGAUAUUGAUGCCGAUGUUGACCUACCAGAUGCCGAGAUUUCAACUCCUGACAUUCAAAGUCCGACAUAUAAAGGGUCAUUAAAAUUUGACAGUGAUAAGCCCGAUGUUAGAUUGUCAACAUCUGAUAUUAAUAUGCCAAAAGCAGAAGUGAAUGUUAAAACUCCUAAAAUAAAAUCAUCUAAAAAGGACAAAAACAUGGAUAUUAAAACACCAGACGUUGAAAUAGCUGCACCUGAUAUUAAUAUUCCAAAAGCAGAAAUGAAUGUUAAAACUCCUAAAAUAAAAUCAUCUAAAAAGGACAAAAACAUGGAUAUUAAAACUCCAGACGUUGAAAUAGCUGCGCCCGAUAUUAAUAUUCCUAAAGCAGAAGUGAAUGUUAAAACUCCUAAAAUAAAAUCAUCUAAAAAGGACAAAAACAUGGAUAUUAAAACACCAGACGUUGAAAUAGCUGCGCCCGAUAUUAAUAUUCCUAAAGCAGAAGUGAAUGUUAAAACUCCGAAAAUUAAAUCUUCCAAAAAAGACAAAAAAUCACAAAAAAUUGAUGUCAAAUCACCCGAUCUUAACAUUUCAUCUCCUGAUGUCAAUAUGAAACCAGGAUGGGGAAUUCAAGCAUUGAAACCAAAUGCUAAAUCACUUCUACUGGGGGUCACAGCCCCUGGCAUGGACCUCACAAAAUCUGACAUGGGCAUUCAGGAUCCUAGCAUUACUGUAAAAACACCAAGUGUUCAUGUGGAUUCAAACAUUGACAGUUCUGGAGUACAAGAGAAUUUUGAGAGUAGUCAAAAGGAAAUGGAUUUCAUGGUAUGCCCUACACUGCAGGGGCCUUCUUCAAGAGAUCCAACAUCAUUAUCAGUGAAGUCUAAUAUAAGCCUGGAUUUUGAUGCCAGUGUUGAACCAAUGCACGCAAAAGGUAAUUUAGAUCAACCAGCAAUGCUGAGGGUUCAGUCGACUGGUAGUGACACGUCAUCAGAUGAUGGAAGCCAGGCAUCGUCUCCAGGCUUAAAAAAAAUCAGCUUAGGCUCUCGACUUAAAAAGGCCAUACUGAGAACAAAAAGCUCGGAGGAAGAAACUCAAAUCAAACCAUCGGUAGGUGUGCGAACAUCACAAAGAAGUAACCAAGACACAGGCGAUGAUGGUUUUACAACUAUUGCGGAAUAUCAGAUUGGUGAGAUAGAAGUAUCCACUGCCAAGAAGGAAGAAUGGAGUACAGACCUUUAGAAGUGGAAGCCAGUUAAUUGUUUGAAGAUUAUCUUGCAAUGUCUUCACACAGUGGGACAUAAAUCAGGCAGUCUGCAAGUUGCAUCAUAAGACCAGCAUUUCUCUAACCUUUUUUGGUGGUGUAGAGCUACAUGAAUACUGAAAUGCACAAUACGAACUGUUUUCACAGAAAAAUAAAAUGCCUGCUAUUAUUAUCUCUAACCUUUAACAAUAUAUGUUGGUAUCAACAAAAGUUCACAAAAUGAUGAAAUAUUGGUUGGCAUUUUAGGUACAAAUUUAACAAAAUUUUGUGCGGUCAGCACUCUUUCAACACUAUUCGCUAUACAUAUUUCAUCUCUUUACCAUAACUGACCUUGAGCAUUGUAUACUGAUUUUAUAUCAUGAUCAUAAUUGACCACUAGUAGUAUAUACUCAUUUAAGUUUCCUAAAAACCUCAAUUCAUAUCAUGGAUUUAAUUGGCCACUAUAUAAUCGGCCUAUAUACUCAUUUACAUAUCUUAAAACAUCAUUUCAUUUGAUGAUUUCAAUUGGCCACUAGUAGCAUAUACUCAUGUUAAAUUUUUUGUGAUAAAUUUCAAGCAGCCUUUUUAUUGCUUUUUUAAUUUAUUUAUAGACACCUCUAUAUAAUGUAUGUAAAUAAAAAAUAACAUGUAUUGAGCACUUUAUUUAAGUAAUUUGCCCAUGUAAACUUUUCUAGCUUAGUCUACAAAAACCACCUUAGCCCGGUGAAGGGAUGGUAUAUAUUUUAGAGGUAUUUCAUAAACUAUAAUAUGCAUAAUUUUUGUUAAUGUAUACGUGAGGAAACAAGGUAACGCUUUGGUGUAUGGCAUCACUUAAAAUUCAAUUUUCAGAUAUGACCAUUUAAAAAAAACAA
Messenger RNA from Physella acuta, 22378 nucleotides. RefSeq names its product neuroblast differentiation-associated protein AHNAK. Gene Ontology annotation, biological process: regulation of RNA splicing. Gene Ontology annotation, cellular component: cytoplasm; nucleus. Lineage: Eukaryota; Metazoa; Mollusca; Gastropoda; Physidae. The record is from RefSeq and is a predicted model, not a curated record.